Messenger RNA from Micropterus salmoides (largemouth bass), 3078 nucleotides. RefSeq names its product WD repeat, SAM and U-box domain-containing protein 1-like. The transcript is spliced from 12 exons. The coding region runs from base 983 to 2425 and encodes 480 amino acids. The record is from RefSeq and is a predicted model, not a curated record. Gene Ontology annotation, biological process: protein ubiquitination. Gene Ontology annotation, molecular function: protein binding; ubiquitin-protein transferase activity. NCBI's taxonomy places the organism in Eukaryota, Metazoa, Chordata, Actinopteri, Centrarchiformes, Centrarchidae.
UAAAUGUUGGGUGUGUGGCACAGAUAAAAUAAAUCUGUUUUUUUUCAAAAUAACACUUUCCUCACUUUCUCCCCUAGGCUCAUUAAUUAAGUUCUGCAGAGUUAAACUGAAUCAUUGGAUUUUUAUUUGGUUGUUUUGGGUCUAACACUAAACUUAAAUGUCUGAGAAAAGUUGCAUUAUUUGAUUUUAUUCAGUACGACUAGUGGAAUAUGACAAAGUACAAGUACUGUAUAUAAGUACAAUUGUGGGGUACUUGUACUUUAGUAUUUCCAUAUCUGGUUGCUUUAUACUAUAUAUAUAGUAUAUGUUGCUAUAUACUACACUCCAUUUCAGAGGGAAAUGUUACUUGACACCAUUUAUGUCACAGCUAUAUUUACUAAGCACUUUUAACUAAUCAAAACAUGAUCAACAAGCAUGAAUUAUUGUUAAACAUAAAACUUGCUGCUACAACAUAAAAGGCUGCUUUCACAUUAAUUCGUAAAUAAUUAUAAUCCAAUAAUGUAGACACUACCCUGCUGGAUUUAUUAUGAGUACUUAGAAUACCUACUUAGUAAUGGUUUGAAUGCCGGACUUGCAGGAUAUAUUUAUAUUGUCUUUAUUUUAAAGUAAAUUAUAAUAAAUCUGCUUAUUUGAUUUGUUUGUUUAGUCGACAUACUUUACACUGACAACACAAGAUAAAGACUGGACUGUGUGAACAUUGUGUAACUCAGUGACAGCGUCACAUGACUGAUAACUCUUCCAGCAGCUAUUAAGUCUGCUAACUGUCCACGACACGCGAGCAGCAACAGUUUGCCUUUUAAAACGUUUCGUUCAAAUACAGAAAAAGCGACAAACCUCACGGGACAGACAGAAAGCUGUCAGGAUACGCAGCUUCCCAUCAGGUGUCACUCCUCUCGUUCGUUUCAAAGGCGGUUAUUUGAGCAUUUUGCGCCACCUUGUGAGUGAAACCGCUCCCCUCCCCCGGCAGUGCCUAACAAACAAGAUGGUGUCAGUAAUUUGCACUCUUCGACACCACACGGACGAGGUCAGCUGCUGUGCCUUCUCUCCAUCUCUCCUGGCGACCUCCUCCGGUGACAAGACUCUGAGAGUUUAUAACACCGCUGACUUCUCGGAGCUUCCCUUCUCUCCUCUGUCGGGCCACGGCUACGGGGUUCACUGCUGCCGCUUCAGCUCGUGUGGCAGGUACCUGCUCAGCUGCUCCACAGAUGGGUCCGCCAUCGUGUGGUGCUCGGAGACAGGUGAGCCGGCCGCGGCGCUGCAGCACCCGGUCCGCAGUCCGCUCCGAGUGUGCGCGCUGGCACCCGACUCCUCCCUCCUGCUGGCAGGGGCCUGUGAUGGUACCGUGGCCCUCUGGGACUUCCCCUCCAAGACACUGCGCAGCUGCAGCGCAGUGAGCGAGGCCAGUGUUGUGGCCUGCUGCUUCUCUCCCUGUGGCCAGAUGUUCGUGACCGGCUGCACCUAUGGAGACCUCAAACUCUGGGACGUGGACGUCUGUCUCCUGCAUGCUGAGAAGGACGCCCAUGACCUGGGAGUCACCUGCUGCAGCUUCACAGACCAGUUAAAAGUUGGCGGCUGCUGUGUGGAGUUUCGACUGGCCUCCUGUGGCCAGGACAGCCAGCUGAAAAUAUGGAUCGUUUCCCAGCGUGAGGGACCAGCCUGUGUCAUGAAGCUGCUUCACACUCUCGCCAGCCAGACGGCUCCAGUUCUGUCAUGUGCCUUCUCUUCUGAUGGAGAGCUGGUCGUGUCGGGUUCAGUGGAUAAAAGUGUUGCAAUAUAUGAUGCGAACCUGGGAACCCUGCUCUACACUUUGAAACAGCACAGCAGGUACGUGACGGCUGUUGCUCUGUCUCCCACCAUGCCGUGGAUUGCAACUGGCUCCAUGGACAGAACGGUAAACGUAUGGAGAAUAGGAGAUGGAGUCAGUAGAACUGCAGCUGAAUCAAGGCAGACAGUGUGCCAAGGAAGGAAGUUGCCAGGUCAUUCCAGGCUGCUGGUUGCUGAUUGGUCGGAGGAGGAUGUGCAGACUUGGCUGUGUGAGGAAGGACUGCAGGGGCUCAUCAGCAUCUUUAAAGCCAACAACAUUGACGGACCAGAGCUCAGCCAGCUGAACAAGGAAACAGCCGCAGAGCUGGGAAUUGAGUCUGUGGGCCUCCGCGGUCGUCUCCUCAGGAAAAUCGAGGCCCUGAAGGCAGAACAGAGCAGGUCAGAGGCCCCGGAUGAGUUUCUGUGUCCAAUCACCAGAGAGCUGAUGAAGGAUCCAGUCAUUGCUGCAGAUGGGUAUUCCUAUGAGCGAGAAUCCAUCGAGAGCUGGAUCAGGGGCAAGAACAAAACCAGUCCUAUGACGAACCUGCCCCUCCAGACCACACUCCUCACCCUAAAUAGAGCGCUGAAGUUGGCAAUAACACGUUGGAAGUCGAGCCAGUAGGCAGCAGCUCAUUUUAGCUUGUUUGUCAGAGUCCGACUAAACAGGUUUCUUUACUCCUCUAUGAAUUUCUUUGGGUUGUGGACAAAACAAUUUGAGGACGUCUUCUUGGUCUUUGGGAAACACUGAUCAUCAUUUUUCAAAUUUUUCUGCCAUUUUACAAGGUAAAUUUAUUUUAUACAUACAACAGAGUUGUAGGUUGAGAUGCAGUUUGUAGUUAUAAAAACUAAACAACUAAUUGAUUGACAGAUUCAUCGACAAUGAAAAUUAUCGUUAGUUGCAGCCCUAUUACUACUCGAAUAAUAGUCACGAUGGCUGCUUUUCAGCCAAAAGUUACAUAAGCCUUCUGUAAUUAUUGGGAUAAACUGAGACAAGUGAGUUAAUGAGCAAUACAGUUAUUUCAAGGCUUUUAUCUCGUAUGUAAAAACAAAAAUAAACAGACCCUCCCUUGCCAGAAAUGAAUGGAAGUUAAAUGUGCCAUUGUCCUGUAAUUUCCAUUUGUGGCCACAGUGACUGCUGUUUAAUCUUGCUUUGUUGAUCUGUUGCAUUACCUUUGAAACAGCUGAAUGAUAUUAACAAUUCUGUUUAGGUUAUUAAUAAAUGUCCUCUUAACUCAAGUAGUCUUGUGUUUUAGAAUAAAAAUCAGCAGAGCUGUU